UCUUUUCACGUUCGUGGCAACAACCUUCAUUUUGUGUUUAAUCAUGUCUUCUAUAGUUGAGUUAAUAGCGAAACAAGCGCAAGCUACUUUUUCUAGAAGUAUAACGGAAGAAAGUUUCUUGGAAAAUUUAACCAAACUUAUAAAAAAUGUAAACAAAGUACGUGCGUCUGAUUUAAAGCUAAAUAAAGAUACGCUACGGACGAUUAAUAGUGAUAAUGACGACAAACGUUUAGCCCCUGUGACUUACAUUGAAGUCGCAGAAAAUAAAACAUUUUCUAUGGGUAUAUUUCUGUUAAGAAGCGGAGCAAGAAUUCCUCUUCAUGAUCAUCCUGGUAUGCAUGGUGUAUUAAAAGUCAUUCAAGGUACCGUCAAAAUUACCUCAUAUAGCGCAGUGUCCAAGGUUCCCUCUGAUAUUAAGCUACCUCAAGAUAUUUUUAAUAGAGUUAAAGGAGUGCAGAAAGAGCGAUUGAUUCCUGUUGAGAAACACUCAUCAGGAAGUGUCACAGAAAAAGAUGAACCUUGUGUUUUGAAACCCAAGGAAGGUAAUUUUCAUGAAAUUUGUGCUGUUGGUGGUACAGCUGCUUUCUUAGAUAUUCUAGCACCUCCUUAUGAUAUGGAUGAAAGAGACUGUCAUUACUAUGUUCCCUUGGAAACAAACAAGACCGAUUCUGAAGUUAAAUGUUGGUUGUUGCGAACAACUCCACCAUCUGACUUUUGGUGUGAAUCUGCUGAUUAUACUGGUCCUAAAGUCACUUUAUAAUCAAUCCUCUGUGACACUGACAGUUAUAGAGAUAAUAGUUAGCAGAUUUGAUGCCUGCUUUCCUUAUAAAGUGAAUUGUUAAUAUCCCACUUUGUCACACGACAUGAUGAGCACUCUUGCACAUGGAAAAUAAUUCAAAAGCAGUGUUGUUCUUUAUUUGACAUCUAUUUGCCGUGGCAAUGUACAAAAUUUUUAGAUAGGAUAUAUUUAAUUCUAUACAAUGUAAAGCACAGAUGUAUAAAGUGGUGAAUAGCUUGUAAAUUAUUGAAUUUAUUUGUGAUUGGUCAUUUAAUCAAUAUUUUUAUGCAUGGCUGGGAAUCCAUAAAUUAUUGUUUACUUAGUAGUGAGCAUUCUUUUUCUGUUGUUUCUGCUGAUGAAAAGUAAUUCAUAUUAAGUCAUGUUUGGACUAUGAUUACCCAUAAAUAAGCUUAAUUUUGACAGUAUGAAAAACAUACCCAGUUAAAAUAAACUAAAUAAUAUAUUUCAUCACUGUUAUGUCAAGGUAGGAUGAUGGGACUUUUUUAAUUGAUAAAUUUUGCUUAUAUUGAUUAAUGUAAAACUGUCUCUUCUGAGAAGAUACUCUUUAUGUUAUUCUUUUUAAUCAUAUGAAUUCAUUGCAUCUAUUUGUGGGGAUAUAGAAAUGAAUAUUGUUUUACAAGGAUAAUAAUUAUGUAUUACCUUUUUUUGUUUUUAUGAAAUAAUAAUUAGUUUAUUCAUUGUUAAUAUCAGUUCUGUAUGAAUUUUGCAUCUCAUACGUUGUUUUAAUAUUAAAAAAAAAAAAAAAAUUGUAUUUCAUUAUUGUAUCUGUUAAAGAAGCUUAAGCACUCGUUGUUGGAAAGAAAAAUAUAUUAAUGCCCGGUCUUAAUAAGCAAUUCAUAUUUUAGAUUAUUGUACACUGUAUCCAUUUACAAAAUUAGUUUUUUAAUAUAAGCCCAGUGAAGUAUUGCAGAAUCAAUGGUUAUUUUUGUAUAAAGUCAUUUUGUGCAUCAUUUUCUUUGUUAAACAAAUUUUUUAUUUGAAAAUUAAAUAUUGUGAGAAAUGUUUAGUUUUAACAAAAACUGUUGUGAGUUUAUUCUCAGUUGAAAAAACUCAUAUUUAUUUAUUAUUAUAGUAAUUGGAAUUGAAUUUAAAUGAAUAUUAAUUUUUGUAAUUAUAAUAUAUUGCACUGUAAAGAAUAAAAACAAAAAUAUCCUAUGUGUUUAAUUUAAUUGAAGCAGUGGCCCUAACUUUCCCUUCAAGUAAUCAUUUAUUUUGAAAAAAUAACUUUAUGCUCUGCAAAAUGUAGAAUUUAUCCAUUUUGAAAGCUCGUUUCAUUUAUAAUCAGGUUUU
Molecule: messenger RNA, 2089 nt
Organism: Argiope bruennichi
Lineage: Eukaryota; Metazoa; Arthropoda; Arachnida; Araneae; Araneidae
Product: 2-aminoethanethiol dioxygenase-like
Exons: 1
Coding region: 44-760 (238 amino acids)
Cellular component (GO): mitochondrion
Molecular function (GO): oxidoreductase activity, acting on single donors with incorporation of molecular oxygen, incorporation of two atoms of oxygen
Source: RefSeq, a predicted model, not a curated record